Anopheles stephensi (Asian malaria mosquito) is the source of this 1978-nucleotide messenger RNA. Its product is annotated as adult enhancer factor 1-like. Gene Ontology annotation, molecular function: zinc ion binding. Gene Ontology annotation, cellular component: nucleus. The transcript is spliced from 2 exons. Lineage: Eukaryota; Metazoa; Arthropoda; Insecta; Diptera; Culicidae. The coding region runs from base 412 to 1638 and encodes 408 amino acids. The record is from RefSeq and is a predicted model, not a curated record.
UUAAUAGAGUUGGGAAUUGCAUGUGCACCAGAGCAUUUUUAUAAUUAUGAGAGAGCAAAUCAUGUCCAUAUAUCGCCUAUUUUCACAUUAAUUUUCACUUGAAAAAAAAUUCAAGUAGAGACCACCUCCACCGCAAAACGCAAUCGUUGGAAUGUUGUUGCUUGGGAAAGACCGAACUGGCUGCAUCCCUUUAGGCUGCGUACGUGUUUUUGUAGAGAAAGAAAAGAAUAGCAAAGGAGGAAAAAAUGGUUGUCAGUGUAUAAUGUAAACAAACCGUUGCCCCGCUGUUGUGCUGCUGCUGCUGCAAGAUAUCCAGUUCCACUUCACAGAAAAAUUGUAUAUUUUUCGGGCUUCGCUGUGUCUGUGAGAACCAUUUUUCGAUCCAAAGUGUGAGCCAAAUCGCCCCAGUGAAUGGAUUUAACAAUCUACAACGAUGUUCCCAGUGAUACGCCUGGUACAUAUUGCCGCUUUUGCUUUCGUGAAACCAGCCUGGUACCGAUCUUCCAUCCUACUACGAGCGAACCGCUGAAUCUGGAGAUGAUAACGGUAAUAGUGGAGUGUAUUGGCGUGCUGCUGAAACCCGAGCUGGAUUUUCCUUCCGCCGCCUGUCACAACUGUCUGCAGCUGAUGCAGGAGUUUCAUAACUUUCGAAGGCGUGCCCGGGAGUACGACAAAAUCAUACGGUCGAAAAUGUUGCCCCGCAUCGAACCGGAAGUGAUCAUCGUAAAGCAGGAAGCGUCCGAUCUGGAGAACGUGUACGAUCACGAGCAGCAGGGUGAUAAAGAGAGCAGCAGCAGCAGUACGCUGACCGCCGAUGAAUCUCGUGACGACGGCUCGUUCGAUGUACUGGAGCAGCUGCAACAGUUGCACCAGCAGCAUCAACUGCACCAACAGCAGUUGCUUCUGCAGCAACAGCAGCAGCAGCAGCAGCAGCAGCAUCUGCAUCCCCUACAUCAGCAGCAGACAUCGCAGGACCAUCAUCGUCAGGAACACAGCGAGGAGCAGGAACCAAAGUUUAGCAUGAGUGCCAUUUUCAACGCGCAAGCAAAUGCCUUGGCAGCCGUGGCCGCCGCUGCCGCCGCCGCGACCCCGAUACGCGCCCAAACUCGCAGCCAAUCGAAGCGCCAACCGUCGGCGUCCGGUGGUUCCAUGGUACCGGCCCUGGAGGACAAUCGGUGCAUGGUGUGCGGGGAAAAGUUUCAGUCCCGCGACGUUUGGGUGGCACACCUGGCGGUGCACACCGUCGAGCGGCCGUUUCAGUGCCACAUCUGUCUGGCACAGUUUAAAACCAAAUACGUACAACAGAACCAUAUCCGGACGGUGCACGAAAACGUGCGCAGCUACCGGUGUCCGAUCUGCACCGAGCCUAGUCGAAUGUUCAAGAGCAAACGGACGCUCGAGGAUCACAUGCGCUACCACACGGGCGAACGGCCGUUCGUGUGCUGCAUUUGUAAGAUAACCUUCUCGUCCGGCAGCGUGCACCGCAACCACAUGUACCGGGUGCACCGGGAGAUGCGCAAAAAGGAUCGCCGGUGCAAUUACUGUGGCAAGGUGUUCGAUCGCAUACUCGACCUGAAACGCCACCAGACGAGCUACUGCGAGAAGAUCGUCGGGCGGGAAAUUGCCGGCCGAUUAUAGGCGCCGGUGCCAACCGCCACGCACGUAGCGUAAGCUGGGAAGGAUUCACCUUUGCCAGAUGGAUUAUUAUUGUGAGGCUAGUAGAGAGAGAGAGAGAGAGAGAGAGAGGAAGAUGUGAAAGUAUAUAUAUAUACAUGUGCUUACAAAUGUGCGAUCCUAUUAUGUUGAGUGUAAAUGUAUUAAUCUAAAUUUGUAACUAUUUUUUUAGCUAAAACUGAAAGAGGAGAUAGAAGAGAGAGCGAAAACGAAACUAAGCAACAUUGGCCACAUUAUGCGUACGAACGCUCGCUGUUGUAAAUAGCCAAAUAUGAAUGAUGUGAAACACGUCAAGACGAACGGU